AUGCGCCGUGUGUACGCCGUCUCGCGCCGCCGGUGGCUCUCGUCCGCCGCGUCCCAGCUGGCCAUGGACCCGUGUCCGAGCGACGGCGGCUAUGAAGAGGACGCGAGAUGCGUCAUCCGCCUCGAGGCGCUGCGCCAGCCGCCAGCACCCGAGCUCGUCGAGGACCUCAAGGCCGCGCGUCGGGAUGCGGCCACGGGUCGCUUCGUGCAUCCUGCGCACUGGAAGUACGAGAUGACGACGCUCAUGGACGUCCUCAAGUGGAAGUGGAACGCGACGGGCGAAGGCCCGUGCGUCGGCGGCUCGUUCUACUUUUCCGGCGACACGGCCUACUGCUCGUCCUUCAAGGCGAUUGGUCACCGGUUCGGCGAAUUCAGCGUCUCGGCCAUUCCGAUUGGCGCGUACGGACCGCGCGAAGUACUCCACAACCAGCACUGCGACGUAGCGCAAGCGAUCCAGAUCCACAAGGACGUUUCGAGCCGGUCGUCGCUCGGGAUUCACUGGGGCACGUGGGUCCUCACCGACGAGCACUAUCUGGAGCCCAAGCACGAUCUGCAGCGGCUCAUGGCCGACGAAGACGACGCCGAUGCAUUCUACACCCUCGACCACGGCGCGUCACGGAUUGUGCCGUGGCGACUGUAA
Molecule: messenger RNA, 639 nt
Organism: Saprolegnia diclina VS20
Lineage: Eukaryota; Oomycota; Saprolegniomycetes; Saprolegniales; Saprolegniaceae
Exons: 2
Coding region: 1-639 (212 amino acids)
Biological process (GO): N-acylphosphatidylethanolamine metabolic process; N-acylethanolamine metabolic process
Cellular component (GO): cytoplasm; membrane-bounded organelle
Molecular function (GO): N-acylphosphatidylethanolamine-specific phospholipase D activity
Source: RefSeq, a predicted model, not a curated record